Messenger RNA from Camellia sinensis, 1220 nucleotides. RefSeq names its product cinnamoyl-CoA reductase-like SNL6. The record is from RefSeq and is a predicted model, not a curated record. Gene Ontology annotation, molecular function: oxidoreductase activity, acting on the CH-OH group of donors, NAD or NADP as acceptor. Lineage: Eukaryota; Viridiplantae; Streptophyta; Magnoliopsida; Ericales; Theaceae.
UGCUUCUCUCUGUCCAAACUCCCAAUUCUCUCUCUCUCUCUCUCUCUCUCUCUAAAAGUCAUGGCACCAGCAUCUGAGCAGCACAACCCCAAAACGGUCUGUGUAAUGGAUGCCUCAGGCCGAUUUGGCUCAACCCUGGUCCAACGCCUUCUCAGAAGAGGCUACAAAGUCCAUGCUGCUAUUCAGAACCCUAGUGAAAAUCAGGGGCUUGAUUGUGAAAACAAAAACUUGAAAAUAUUUCAAUCAGACCCCUUCGAUUACCAUAGCAUAAUUGAAGCUUUGAAGGGCUGUUCUGGUUUGUUUUACUCAUUCCAGCCUCCUCAAGAUCAACCCACCUAUGAUGAGUUAAUGGCGGAAGUGGAAGUAAGGGCAGCGCACAAUGUGUUGGAAGCGUGUGCCCAAACAGAGACCAUAAACAAGGUUGUAUUUACUUCCUCUGCCACCGCCGUUAUUUGGAGAGACGAUCGUAAAUCUUCAUCGUCCGAUUUCGACGAGAGACAUUGGUCCGACAUUAAUUUUUGCCGUAAAUUUAAGUUGUGGCAUGCCCUAUCCAAGACACUAGCAGAGAAGACUGCCUGGGCUUUGGCAAUGGACAGAGGGAUGAAUCUGGUGUGUAUCAACGCAGGAUUGCUGAUGGGUCCUGAACUAUCGAUCACCAACCCAUACUUGAAAGGAGCGGCUGAGAUGUAUGAAGACGGGGUGUUUGUGACCGUUGAUCUAAAUUCCUUGGCCGAUGCCCACAUCUGUGUCUUCGAAGAUGUCUCAUCAUAUGGUCGUUAUUUGUGCUUCAGCCACGUGAUCAAUAGCACUGAGGACGCCAUCAAGAUGGCCCAAAUGCUUGAUCCUGCAUCUCCACAACCUCAAAGUCAUGACCAGGACAUGAGGAUGAUCCAGCAGAAAAUAAGCAACAAGAAAUUGAAUAAAUUAAUGGUUGAUUUCGAGAGUGGACCCCAGGUUGAUUGAUUCACAGCUGUCCAACGUUGUAUGCCUCCCAAGUUGAGGAAUCUGUCCUGUUAAUCAUAUAGUGAUGAAGUGAUUUGAAAAGAGGGAUAAAGAAAAUCCAACCGUCUCAAAUUGUACAAAUGUUGGGUUGUUUUUCCGUUAGCAAAAUGGCUAUAAAAUAUUAUUGUACUUUUGUAACACUUAAAAUGUUUGUCCAAAGGUUUUUUUUUUUUUUUUUUUUAAUGUCAAAAUUAAAUGUUAUACCAUUGUACACGUAA